AAUCCACAACUGAAUGUUGUGUUUUCAGUGCUGCAGCGAGGAAAGGUCUGACCUACAUGGGCAGAGUGUCUGGCUUUAUUGGAGGAAGGGCUAAAAGAUUUGGAAGAAAUGUACAGUGGAAGCUGCUGUGAGAUUGUUCAGCUUUGUUAAACCUGCAGGCUUCUGCAGUUUAUUUUCUUAUUUAGAGAAAUACUAUAUCAGAACCGACUGACAGCUCACUGUAAUUCCAAACCUUGAGCAAUCUACAACGUUGGGACCAAUGUACAGCAGCAGCUACUCCAAAGUCACUCCAGCGGCUCAGAAGAAGAUGCAGUACCGCCCUAAGGGCAAGAGUUGCGGCUAUUACAUGCGCAUCAUCUUCUUCUUCUCGUCUCUAAUUCAGUCUCUCAUCAUAGUCAGCCUUGUGCUCUUUCUCAUCUACGGGAAGACCCAGGACUCUGCGUCCUCGGCCCAGGACCUGGAGGAGAGCCACAGCCGACUUUCCAUCGAGAACGUCGCCCUCCGGGCGCAGAGGAAAAAUCUGACCAACCUCCUUAAUGUCACCAUCACUGAAAAGGCUAAGAAUGACUGGGACCUUCGUAAAAUACGGAAUAUUGUCAACCGCUCGAUCACAAUGUUCCAGGACAUGGACAAGCAGCUGCUUGAUUGCAACCAGGGGUGGUCGGCCUGCAAAUACACCUCUUUUGUCAACCAAGGCCGUAGUAUUUCACCGCAGCCUCCUGGGAACUGUAACUGCGGCCUGCUGGUUCAGCAAAUGAAAGCGGGACUUGAAAUGUUGGAAUCCAACUUGACUCAAACAAAGCGCAUAAUGGCAUACGAAAAAGAGCUGAUUUCCAAAGAGAGGGACGCCCUUAUCCUGGAAGCUAUCCGUCUCAGGAGAGACAAAUCCACUGUGGAGAAGGAGCUGGAGCUCUUCAAGGAACAAUCGAAGGACAAUUUUGCCAAGUUGUUGGGUCCUGUCUCCACCGUCUCUCAGGCAUUACUAGGGAAGAUUGAGUCUCUCUUCCCUAAGCAUAUUGCAUUCCAGCUCACUUGUCCAAAACAAAUGGAACACCUGGAGCAGAUCCAAAGCAACUGCACCAGCCUGUCCCGGGAAGUGGAGAACAAGCUUCAGCGCUACCUGGACAUUGUUGGAGACCAGGUGUCAAAGUUGCAGUUCGAGAACAACCACUUAAAGGCAGAGAACUGGCGGUUUUCAGAGGACUAUCGCUGGUGCAGCCAGAACCGCACCGGCAUGAUUGAGCAGCACAAACGUAACAGAGAAGAGCUUCAGCUGAAUCAUGAUAGGGAGAAGGAGAGACUCCUGAUGGACAAGAUGAGGAUGGCAGGGGAGAUAGAGGUCCUGAAGACCAGUGUGAAAUACAAAGAUGCAGAGGUGGAUGUCCUGAAAGGACAAAUAAAUCAGCUCAACAUGUCAUGCAUGGGGAGGGCUGGACCAGGUGGAUUUCCAGGAGGGGUCCCGGGCUCACGUUCAACCAUACCGAAUCCACAUGGGAUGGGCUCAUUUGGUGGUGGUGGUUCCAACUAUUCUCCUUUCGGUUCUCCCAGUUUAGGUCAAGGUAGGACAGGCAUUGGGUCAGGUACAAGCUUUGGCUCUGGUUUGGGAGGAAAUAGAGUUGGAUCCACUGGAGCAGGCUCAUCGAGUUCAACUCAGCAACAACCUGGGUUAAGUCAAACCUUAACCAACAUGGGGCAAGGAUUUAAUAAACCAGGAUCAGUAGGAGCAGGUUCAUCAAGUUCCAGUUUCCUGACACCUGGGUUGAGGUCAAGCAUAGGUAACACUGGUGUUGGGUCAGAAGCAAACAAACCUGCAUCAAGUGGGAGAGCGUUUGCCAAUUCUGGAUCAGUUGGGUCAAGUCUUGGCUCAAGUGGGACAGGAUCAAACAAACCAGCAGAGGGUGGGAGAAGCUCAACAACCUUCGGGUCAUCGUUGGGGUCACUGGGGUCCAGUUUAAAUCAAGGUUCAAGUGGGACAGGAUCAAACAAACCAGCAGAGGGUGGGAAAAGCUCAACAACCUUCGGGUCAUUGUUCGGGUCACUGGGGUCCAGUUUAAACCAAGGUUCAAGUGGGACAGGUUUAACUAAGCCAGCGUCAGGUGGGAAAAGCUCUCCGAGCUUUGGGUUUGGGUCAUCAUCUGUAUCGAGUGGGACAAGUGCAACAAGCGGGUCUAGUGGCUCAACAAGUAAAACCUCAUCGAGUUUCCCUUGGUUUGGUCAGGGUAGCAGUACAUCAGGGCAAAGUAAGACAGGAAGCGUGCCAGGGAGGACAUCUGCUGGGAGUGGGAUUGGUGGAACUGGAUCUAUGUUUGGUGGAGCAAAGACAAACGGAGUGUCAGGUGGCUCAGCCAUCACCCAGCACAUUCAGGAACUACAACGCCUGAUCAACCCACAAGGGCCCCAGGAGAAGCAAGAUCUAUCCAGAGCACUGGGUUAAUCCUGCACAAAUACAUGCAAAGAUAAAGCAAAGGUUUAGAUAACAAAGGCAAUGUAAUGUGUUUAUAACAGAGAUAAUGUAUGUUUCUCAUACUGAGCUCAUGUAACCUGGCUAGCAAAAUUGCUUAUAUCUCUUGAAGUUCUUUCCAUCUUUUUUCAUGUUAUAAUCCCAAACCUCCAUGUAUUUUCAACUUUAUUGUUUGGGUUGUGAUAGAGUAACACAAAGUAGAGCUUUUUUCUAAAUGGAGGGAAAAUGACACAGUUUUUGUUUUAUUUUUUCCAUAUAUAAAUGUGAAAACCAUGAAUAAGUAUCCAGCCCCUCUGGAUCAAUACUCGGCAGAACCACCAUUCACUGCAACUACAGCUACAUAUUUCUUUUGGAGUACAUCACUACCUGUUUUGCACAUUUAGACUCUGAACUUUUUGUCAGUUCCUCUUUACCAAACAGUUAUAUUCAAACAUUUGGGAAGUCAGUCGUUAUGCAAUAUCCACCUUCUACAUUUGGAAAAACAUGUGUUGCUGGAGGUUGAAGCUAUGCUUCUGUCUCGAGUAUUUUCCAGCCUCUAAUUGUAUAUUUUUUUGUUUGUUUUUUGUAUUUCAAGAAUUGUCAUGCUUGGUCAUUUUCCCAGCUUUGACCAGCUUCCCUAUCCCCACAUUAUGAUUAUGCGUUCUCGGUAAACGGUUGCUACAUAUAAUUUUUCACAUAGGCUAACAUAUUUAAAGGGUAACUCACCCCCAAAUCAACUUUUUUUUUGCCCAUAAACUGUACAUGGUGUUCCUAUAGUACGUUCUACAUAUCCUGGUCAUUAUUUAGAAAAAGUUGUGCACAUUUGUUGAAAUCCUGCUUUUGUUUCUAAAACCGUCAGUGUGCUGAUCUCCUUGGGUUUAACGGUGGUCUUGCAUUGAAUUUCGAAUUAACAUUGCUUUCAGUUGAUGUGACGUAGUUCUGAGAGAGCGGCCUCAGACUAACCAUACAGAACAACUAAAAGUCACACCGGGGGACUCUGGCUUCUAAAGGCAAAUGUUUUGACGUUCACUUUAUUUAGGGUUAUCAGAGUAAAAGAGGUAAAUGCCAAUGCAAGCUAUAAUUUUCAGAUUUUUACAAGUAAAAGAUUUCAUUUUGAAAACUAUUUCCCCUCCAUUUCAGUUACGCUCUAUUUUUUGUCAAUCAGUCACAAAAAAACAUGCCGAAAAUCUCAAGACAUAUGAUUAUGUUUGCAAGGCACUGUAUUGCAUAUGGAAAAAUAGACUUUAUGAUAAACAUUUCAUUUGUUACAUCUUUAAUACAUAUGCAUAAAAUUUAUUUGAAAAGUGUGUCGCUCUGUGGUAAAGAUUGUGUUACACAUUGUUUUCAAACAGCGUGUCAUUACCAUCAUCAUAUCAUGAUGCUGUAUUGUUGUGCAAACACAGCACAGAGUUUCUCUUUUUUGUAAAUAUAUGAAAAUAAAAUUUUUGUUGGAACAAAAGCA
Molecule: messenger RNA, 3902 nt
Organism: Fundulus heteroclitus (mummichog)
Lineage: Eukaryota; Metazoa; Chordata; Actinopteri; Cyprinodontiformes; Fundulidae
Gene: plvapa
Product: plasmalemma vesicle associated protein a
Exons: 6
Coding region: 260-2434 (724 amino acids)
Biological process (GO): positive regulation of cellular extravasation; regulation of vascular permeability
Cellular component (GO): caveola
Source: RefSeq, a predicted model, not a curated record